UACGGUGGAGUCACCUGGGCGCAUGCGCGGCGAGGCGCGCCAGGUGUUGCUGGCCAAAUUUCGAAAGGGCGGUGAAGGUCCACUUGGACCCCAGACGGGCUCACUCUAUAUAGCUCCCGCUCCAAAGAUUUCCUCGUCGGAUAGGCCAGCUUUCAUUCUGUUACAGAUGCUGUCAUAACUUGCAGAAUGGCACCAGAGUGGUCAAUUGGAGAAAGUAAAAUUUACCAGCAAAAGCUGUUGAUUCCUGGAACAAAUAAGAGGAAACUAUUUGGAAUUUUGGAAAAACCAAACCUACCACCAUCUGCUCCAAGUGUGACAUACAAGAUUUUUAUGUUCGGGAAGGCAUCCUCUGGUAAAACAUGGACCAUGAAUCGACUGUCUGGACAAGAACUACCAUCCCAGCAUAUAGAAACAGUGGGAAUUCAAUGUAGUAAUGUAUACUGGCCAAUGAAAAUUGGUAAUCGCCUCAUAUUAUUCCGUUUGGAAAUAUGGGAUGCUGGAGAUUCUAGUGUAAAACGUUACAAUCAUGUAUUGCCGGCUUGUCGUGAAGGAGUUGAUGCUGUGUUGCUGUGUUUCUCAGUAACAGACAGAGAGAGUUGGACAGAGUUGCCACGCUUACUGUCAUCUGCUACCCAGCCAUCAGAUCGUGCUGCUAAAAUCUCUGUAGCAACAAGGUAUGAUCAGUUCUCUCAUCGAGAAGUAACUGAGGCAGAGAUGGAUUCCUUUGAAGCAGCUCAUGGAGUACCAAUCUUGAAACUUGGAAGCACUGGAGAUGACCAGUCAGAUGAAUUAACUCACAUAGCACCCAUCCUCAAUUUUCUGUGCAAACGACUUUGGCAACGUGACCAAGAGCUUCUCUCCAUUAAGCAAUGAAAUCUUAAGCAAUUAUACUUCAUUCCAUCCAUAUUAAUUAUAAUUUUUUUUAAUAUGAAAUGCUAUAAAAUAAAUACACCCAUAACAUUAGUGCUUAUAGGUAUUAUUAAAUAUACUUAAUUCAUUA
Procambarus clarkii (red swamp crayfish) is the source of this 1000-nucleotide messenger RNA. RefSeq names its product ciliogenesis and planar polarity effector 2. Gene Ontology annotation, molecular function: GTP binding; GTPase activity. The record is from RefSeq and is a predicted model, not a curated record. NCBI's taxonomy places the organism in Eukaryota, Metazoa, Arthropoda, Malacostraca, Decapoda, Cambaridae.